This is a messenger RNA of Peniophora sp. CBMAI 1063, 771 nucleotides long. The record is from the annotation of a GenBank genome assembly. Lineage: Eukaryota; Fungi; Basidiomycota; Agaricomycetes; Russulales; Peniophoraceae.
AUGGCGGCCUUGCGUGUUUCUGUUUGGUCGUCUCGCUCCUUCCAUUCCAUCAAGAUGAAGCUUAACAUCGCGAACCCCGCGACCGGGGAGCAGAAAACGUUCGACAUUGACGAUGAGCGUCGCUACCGUAUCUUCUACGAGAAGCGCAUGUCGCAGGAGGUCGCCGCUGACGGGCUCGGCGACGAGUGGAAGGGCUACGUUCUCAGGAUCACGGGUGGCAACGACAAGCAGGGUUUCCCGAUGAAGCAGGGUGUCCUCGUGCCCUACCGUGUCCGCCUUCUCCUCUCCGACGGCCACUCGUGCUACCGCACCCGCCGCGCCGGUGAGCGCCGCCGCAAGUCGGUCCGCGGCUGCAUCGUCGGCCCGGACAUUGCCGCGCUUGCCCUUGUUAUCGUUAAGCAGGGCGAGCAGGAUAUUCCCGGCUUGACGGACAAUGUCCUGCCCAAGCGCCUCGGCCCGAAGCGCGCGACGAAGAUCCGUCGUUUCUUCAACCUCACCAAGGAGGAUGACGUGCGCAAGUACGUCGUUCGCCGCGAGGUCACGAGCAAGAAGAAGGAGGGCGCCAAGCCUUACUACAAGGCCCCCAAAAUCCAGCGCCUCGUCACGCCCCAGCGUCUCCAGCGCCGCCGCCACUUGCACGCCAUCAAGGCCCGCAAGAUCGAGCACCAGAAGGAGCAGAAGGCCGAGUACGACGCCCUCAUCGCCAAGCGCGUCGCCGAGAAGAAGGAGAAAGUCGCCGCCAUCAAGGCCUCGCACAAGAAGACCGCAUGA